AAGUUUCAGAAGAAUUUGUCAUUGUUGUUAUUUGCGAAUUUCCAUUAGCUUUAACCUUGGGUGUAGAGGAGCUGGCGGGGAGAUAAAAAAUACAUAAACGAAGCCCUGCAAGCAACGAAACGUUUAGUAAUGUUUCCCAUUCAGCUAACGCGUAUUCGGUGGUAGACGUUCAUUUUUUUCUUACGUUAAAUACACGUUUUAGAAACAAAUUGUGUGCGAUAGAUAUAAUUUUUUUUUUCGUUCAAUUAUUUUAUCGUUACAAAACCUGCAAUAUUGUGAUAGGUAUCGAUGUUCAGUGAUGCCAAUUAAUUAUGGUGGCCCUAGGCAUGAUGGCAUGCAUGACCUUCACGUUGUUUUGGGGUAAAAAUCCAUUUUCCGCUACAAUGACGCCCAGGGGUCGAUGCGAAGGUUGUUGUCCAAUAAACGAAAAAGAGGACAUCGCAUUUUUUUCAUAUUCGAGGAACAAUCCUUUUCGUCCGAAACGCAUAUACAUCGGCGACGAUGUCUCCCUCCGCGGAGCCAAUAUGAUGCGAAAUUUGACCACAGUCAUCUACGUCCACGGGUUUACAGAGCAAGGAAACUCCAAGGGUGCAGAGACCAUAAAAAAAGCGUAUUUACACCGAGGAGGAGUGAAUAUUAUAAUAGUCGAUUGGAGUCCGAUGUGCGCAUUUCCGUGGUAUAGUCACGCAGUGCUCAAUACACGUAUAGCCGCUAAAUACUUGGCCAAGUUCAUCGAAUAUUUAGUGUCCAGAAGAUUCUAUCUGUCCAAGAUACAUUUAAUUGGAUUUAGUCUGGGCGCGGAAAUAGCUGGGUUCACUGGCAAGAAUCUGAAAAUCGGAAAACUUCCAAGAAUCACAGGACUCGACCCCGCUUUUCCGCUGUACAUGUGGACGGGCAAGAUGGGACACCUGACUCCUUCUGACGCAGAGUUCGUGGAUGUGAUACACACCGACGGAGGUGUAUUCGGAUUUCCGGUGGCCCUAGGUCACGCUGACUUUUUCCCGAACGGAGGUUUUCCACUGCAGCCCGGGUGCACCCUCCGGGAGCUGUCGAAGACCAACCUCAUCACCAGAAUCAUGGCUUGCAGUCACGACAGGGCGUGGGAGUAUUUUGCCGAAUCCGUCAUCAACCCAAUUGGAUUCCCUUCGUUGCGAUGCCUAAACUACGAAUCGUUUACCAACGGCACGUGCUUCAGAGACUUCGCGUACUCCAAGGAACAAAAAGUCCAGUACAUGGGAUUAGCAGUCAACAAACAGAUCAAAGGUCAAUUCUACUUGGCUACCAAGCCGGCGGCACCGUUCGCGUACAAUAAAAUAUACAAACCCUAACACCGCGUGUUUGUACUCGGAACUGUUUUUUUUAGUUUAAGGAAAGAAAAAGAAAAUUAAACUUGUUUCCUACUUUGCAUAAAAAUAUGUUCUUAGAAUCAAUUUGAUUAAAUUAUGCGCUACAUCAAUAUAUUAUACUAUAGCUAAUACAAAUAGUGCAGUAAACAGUUAACUUGGCAGUACCUGUAUAUGCAUAGUAUUGCAUACUAAGUAUAAGACAGUAGAAACUUAUAGAAAGUUUUAAAACAUCGUCCUACGUGUGCGCGUGCUGUUGUAUAAAAUGUAUUUUAAAUUUUGUCUAGACACACGGGAUUUCUAUUAUCGAUACGAACGCCGAUGUACUCUCAAAGUUUUAUCAAAUAUAUACGGGCAUUCAUUCGA
Molecule: messenger RNA, 1709 nt
Organism: Acyrthosiphon pisum (pea aphid)
Lineage: Eukaryota; Metazoa; Arthropoda; Insecta; Hemiptera; Aphididae
Product: pancreatic triacylglycerol lipase
Exons: 7
Coding region: 312-1328 (338 amino acids)
Biological process (GO): lipid catabolic process
Molecular function (GO): serine hydrolase activity; lipase activity
Source: RefSeq, a predicted model, not a curated record